UGCCUUCACUGUAAAAAAACACAGAGAGAGAGCAGUGCAUUCAGAGACAGAGAGAGAGAGAGAGAGAGAGAGAGAGAGAGAGAGAGAGAGAGAGAGAGAGGGGAGGGAUGGAAAUAGAGUAAGAGGGUUACUACUACUGCGCAUAAACACAGAUCUGAUCAAACUUGGGUUCAGUCAGAAGGCAGAAAACUUAUCCAGAUCGACCCGGCUCGGCCUGCACCGUCAAACUCACUUGUUGAGUCAACGCAACAGCACACAGAAAGAAAACUUGCGGAACUUGACGCGCGCUUGGAUGCAUACGCGGACUUAUUAUUGUAAAUGCGUUUGAGUUUCAGAGGUUAAUGCGCACUCGUUGAACAGACGGAUCGGUUUUAAAUGACCUGCUGACAAUUUGCCAAUGACAGAAAGAACACAAACAAACGGACGGACUUAAUAAAAAUUGUCAAAAUUGUUUUGUUCAAUUUCAGGUGAUCGGAAGUAAAAACCGAACCUGUGGAUUAAACGGAGGAGUUUGGACUUUUUUUAACUUUCGUGUUGAGUGCAUGAACGUUUGAUAAAAACGAUGGAAGUAGGUCCGGAGCAGCCUCGCUGGAUAACCCAUCAUCACCCGGUCAUUAACGGCCAGCAUCCCGAAUCACACCACCCGGGACUGGGACACUCCUACGUGGAACCAUCGCAGUAUCCACUUGCGGAAGAUAUGGAAGUAUUGUUUAAUAUCGACAACGGACAGAGCAACCAUCCGUACUACGGGAACUCAGUUCGGGCCGUGCAGAGAUACCCACCGCCACCUCACAGUAGCCAGGUGUGUCGCCCAUCAUUGCUGCAUGGCUCUCUUCCUUGGCUUGAUGGAAGUAAAGGCAUCGGCCCUCAUCACAGUACCUCUCCCUGGAACCUCGGCCCUUUCCCAAAAACCUCCCUUCACCACAGUUCCCCUGGGCCUCUGUCUGUUUAUCCUCCAGCUUCUUCCUCUUCGCUGUCUGGUGGCCACUCCAGCCCACACCUAUUCACCUUUCCACCCACUCCACCCAAAGAUGUAUCCCCUGAUCCAUCCAUUUCCACAUCAGGCUCUAUCUCAACCGUACGGCAAGAGGACAAAGAAUGCAUUAAGUACCAGGUGUCUCUGAGCGACAGUAAGCUGGAUUCAGCUCAUAGUCGAAGCAUGGCCUCUUUGGGAGCGGGCAUGUCCUCUGCGCACCACCCCAUCGCCACUUACCCUUCCUAUGUGUCCGAUUAUGGGCCGGGGCUCUUCCCACCAAGUAGCCUGAUAGAGGGUAGAGAAUGUGUUAACUGCGGGGCCACCUCGACUCCUCUGUGGCGGAGGGAUGGCACCGGUCACUAUUUGUGUAACGCCUGCGGACUGUACCACAAGAUGAACGGACAGAACCGACCCCUCAUCAAGCCCAAGCGGAGGCUGUCUGCAGCAAGACGAGCGGGGACCUCGUGCGCAAACUGUCAAACGACCACGACGACACUGUGGCGGAGAAAUGCGAACGGCGAUCCCGUCUGCAAUGCCUGCGGCCUCUAUUACAAAUUACACAAUAUCAACCGACCUCUCACCAUGAAGAAAGAGGGCAUCCAGACCCGGAACCGGAAGAUGUCCAGCAAAUCCAAGAAGAGCAAAAAGUCCCAUGAUAGCAUGGACGAUUUCUCCAAAAGCUUGAUGGAAAAGAACAGUUCCUUCAGCCCUGCCGCCCUCUCGCGUCACAUGACCUCCUUUCCUCCCUUCUCGCACUCCGGCCACAUGUUGACCACACCCACUCCCAUGCACCCCUCCUCUAGCUUGCCCUUCGCCCCGCACCACCCUUCCAGUAUGGUCACAGCGAUGGGCUAGAGCACCUUACUACCUCCGAUCUCCAACUUUCCCUACGGUGGACAUCUCAAAGCACCGUUAACCUUAAAGCCUGUGACCUACCGCAACACUCCGAUCUCGAAUCAGCUCUUUCAUGUCCAUUCCGAAGACAGCUGGUGCCCAACUUCCCCACUUCAAUAUGACCUGCCUAAUCCCCUCCUCCCAAAUGACAAGGAAAGACUGUGAGAAAGAGACAAAGACAAUGACUUUCUUCAUCGCAAAAGCUUUGACCGUGCGCUAACGUCAACUUUCAUUUGUGUACAAAUGCCAUCUUUCCUGCGGGCAACCAGGGCAUCAAGGCAGAAACAUAUAAGACUUUAAAUCAACCCUUUCCGAUUCCUGAACCUGUAUGUCCUCUUCUUCACCCACGUGAGACAGGAACUGAGCUGUGAAUGACGACCGGAGAUGAACUCUGCAUAUAUUUGUAAAAAUUGUUCAUUUAAUGAAGACUUUUUAAAGAGCAUAUUAAAAAAGGCUUGGAGAGGAAAUGCCUUUGGGCAGCUAAUGAUAAGAAGGGUACGACUCAAACCUGGAAGAUGGAAAGAUGUGGCAAUGCAGUCAUUAUUUUUCCAAAAUACAGUUGGUAGAUGAGGGAGGAAAAGUAGAAGAAACGAAAGGGUAAUGGUGUGUAAUGCAUUAAAACUUGUAGUCAAGUCUGUCCAGCAGACUCCCAGCUACUUUUCUGGAUGUGUUAUAGGUCUUGGGCAAUUGGUUUGUGUUCACACAUACACACACACGCACACACAUUUGCACGCACAUACACACACAUAAAUAUAUAUAUAAAUAUACACCCGAAAGACUUCUCUGGGCCCAGGUUAUAUGCAUUGUGAAAAAAGUUACUGUAUUUGUUAUUUGUAUGUAUAAUUCAGAGUACCAAAAAUACGAAAGAAACAAAGAUGUAGAAUUAUUUCUUUAUGUAAUGCAGACUGAAUGGUUGUACAAAUUUAAUAAUCACUAGUGUAAAAAAGACUUGCUUUUUGUUGCGUAAUUCUUUUCUCUUUGAAAAUAAUAAACUAGUUUAAUCCGUUGA
This is a messenger RNA of Misgurnus anguillicaudatus (oriental weatherfish), 2879 nucleotides long. RefSeq names its product GATA binding protein 3 (gene gata3). NCBI's taxonomy places the organism in Eukaryota, Metazoa, Chordata, Actinopteri, Cypriniformes, Cobitidae. Gene Ontology annotation, molecular function: RNA polymerase II cis-regulatory region sequence-specific DNA binding; zinc ion binding; DNA-binding transcription factor activity, RNA polymerase II-specific. The record is from RefSeq and is a predicted model, not a curated record. Gene Ontology annotation, cellular component: nucleus. Gene Ontology annotation, biological process: embryonic organ development; positive regulation of transcription by RNA polymerase II; regulation of epithelial cell differentiation.